This is a messenger RNA of Apis laboriosa (Himalayan honeybee), 1558 nucleotides long. RefSeq names its product vesicle-associated membrane protein 2. Gene Ontology annotation, molecular function: SNAP receptor activity; syntaxin binding. Bases 154 to 717 code for a protein of 187 amino acids. Gene Ontology annotation, biological process: vesicle fusion; vesicle-mediated transport. The record is from RefSeq and is a predicted model, not a curated record. The transcript is spliced from 5 exons. Gene Ontology annotation, cellular component: plasma membrane; SNARE complex. Lineage: Eukaryota; Metazoa; Arthropoda; Insecta; Hymenoptera; Apidae.
AGCGGCGGCGCGAUGGUGUCGCUGGAAAUUUUAUCAAUACCGCGGCUGUCUAGUCGGUGACAGUCGCUCGUGAAAAGUACGUGGUCAUCUGACGGGGUUGGCAAGUCAGCGGAUAGCUCUAGUUCAGGAAACCAACAGCGACUGACGAACAACAUGGCCACCGAAGGCGGUCUAGCACCGGAUGCUGCUGCGGGUGCAGGUGCAGGUUCCGAUGGAAUCGUCGGAGGUCCGAGAACGCCUCAGCAGAUCGCCUCGCAGAAACGACUGCAGGCGACGCAGGCGCAGGUGGACGAGGUCGUCGACAUUAUGAAAACGAACGUUGAAAAGGUGUUGGAGCGUGAUCAAAAGCUGUCCGAGCUCGAUGAUCGAGCAGACGCGCUUCAGCAAGGAGCGUCGCAAUUUGAACAACAAGCAGGAAAACUGAAGAGGAAGUUCUGGUUACAAAAUCUGAAGAUGAUGAUCAUCAUGGGCGUCAUCGGAAUAAUCGUAUUGGCCAUCAUUGUUGCGAAAUUCAUGCCAGAAUCGACACCACCACCGCCACCCUAUGCCUAUCCACCACCAGGUAUGCCAGCUCAGGUUCCGGGUGCAGCUGUUCCGGGUGCCGCACCAGCCGCUGCACCAGGAGCUGCAGCGGGAGGAGCGGGUGGUACAAGUGGGCAACAGACCGCUGGUGCAGCGUUAGUUGGCAAUUUGAACGGCAUUCACAGCGUGAUGUAAAGAGAAAAAGAAAAGAAAGAAAGAAAGAAAGAAAGAAAGAAAGAAAGAAUAUUACACUUCUCCGUACUGUAUCGCAAUAAGAAUUUUCCAUGCUAAUCUCAAACGAGCGACGUGAUGUCUAUUGGCGUAAGCAUAUAAGUAAAAGAUAUACUAUAAAGUGUUAAAGAAAGAGAGAAAGCUUCGAUCGAUUCGUUAGACGCGUGUCCAAAAUUCUGAUCCCACAAUCACAGUACAGAUUUCUUUUUGACGUUUACAAUAAGAUAGAGGAAAGAAUCGAAUAAAUUAGAAUAUCGAUGAAAUAAACGUUUGAUCGAGGAACGAACAGCUAACGCGUUAACUGCCGCGAUCCGCAAUGAAGAAGACAAAGAUAAUAGCUGAUUCGUUAAAGAUAUUCCCUGUUUUCAAGCAACCGUUAAUCGUUAUCGUUUUAACCGCAUCAUAUCGAUCGCAGUGCAUACAAUCUGAGAACUUUUCGAGAAAAGAAGAACGAAAAAAAGACGCGUGGUGCAUAUUAGUAGUUCCUCUGUGCAGUUGUUAUGUGUUAAAAGUACGCUGCAAAAAGAAAAAAAAAAAAAGAAAUUAUAAAGUCGCAAGUUCCGUAAUAGCUUUUAGGGACAAUUUCUGUAUAUUAUUCACUUCCUGUUUGGUGGUGAAAGCUUAGAAAAUCGGUAGGGAAGUUGAUCGACCCUCCCAUAACGUUUAUUUCGUAAUGAAAAAAUAGCGAAUUAGAAAUAGAUAUUUCUGUAUGUCUGACUAACUGAGAAUUUUCAAUUCACGUAUUCCCUCGUAUAUGAUGAUCCUAGCCAAAAAAAAAGUUAAAGAAGGAACGAAUGAAAAAUAC